This is a messenger RNA of Beta vulgaris subsp. vulgaris (sugar beet), 1838 nucleotides long. Its product is annotated as probable mitochondrial saccharopine dehydrogenase-like oxidoreductase At5g39410. Bases 182 to 1528 code for a protein of 448 amino acids. Gene Ontology annotation, cellular component: plasma membrane; lipid droplet; mitochondrion. The record is from RefSeq and is a predicted model, not a curated record. The transcript is spliced from 3 exons. Gene Ontology annotation, biological process: glycolipid biosynthetic process. NCBI's taxonomy places the organism in Eukaryota, Viridiplantae, Streptophyta, Magnoliopsida, Caryophyllales, Amaranthaceae.
CCUAAACAAACACCCCGUGAAUAGUGAAUGCACUCCUCUUUUGGCUCCAAUUUCAACCAUCACUUUGAUCAAAACUCAAAAGAACCUUGAGGCUUGAGCGCAAUAGUGUAGGAGUGUUCCCUUCCGGCUUCCUCCACCCAACCCAGACACCCACCUUUGAGGCUCUUUGGUCUUUCCAAGCAUGGCAGAAAGCCGACCUUACGACCUCAUCAUACUCGGCGCAUCAGGCUUCACAGGAAAAUACGUCCUUAAAGAAUCCCUGAAAUUCCUGACUUCUCCGAAUUCCCACCUCAAAACCCUCGCAAUCGCCGGCAGAAACCCCACUAAACUCACUCAAUCUCUCUCCUGGGCAACCCACCCAAACCCACCUCCCCAAAUUCCCACUCUUACCACUGACACCGCUGACUUUAACUCCCUUAUCAAUGUCACGCGCCUCACGCGCCUCUUACUCAAUUGUGUCGGCCCCUUUCGCCUUCACGGGGACCCCGUUGUUCGGGCUUGUAUCGAAACCGGGACUGAUUACUUGGACAUUUCUGGAGAGCCUGAGUUCAUGGAGAAGAUGGAGGUACAGUAUCAUCAUCAAGCUGUUGAUAAAGGUUGUUUGGUGGUCUCUGCUUGUGGGUUUGAUUCUGUUCCUGCUGAGAUUGGGUAUAUGUUUAAUUCUCGUCAGUGGGUUCCGCCUUCGGUGCCAAAUGCUAUGGAGGCUUAUUUGAGUUUGGAGAGUGAGAAGAGGAUUGUGGGGAAUUUUGCCACUUAUGAGUCUGCGGUUCUUGGUGUUGCCAAUGCUGAGGUGCUUCGACAGUUGAGGAGAUCGUGGCCUAGGAAAGCUCGACCUCAGAUUCCAGGUCCUCCUCCUGCUAAAGGACCGACGAUUGAACAACAGAAAGAGCUUGGCCUCUGGGCUGUGAGGCUACCUUCAGCCGACUCUGCUGUUGUACGAAGAACCCUUUCUACUCUAACAGAAAACCGUAGUGGUCUUUUUGGGGUGAAUGAGAGUGCUGAUCAAGCUCUUAAGAGAGAAGCAUUUUGGUCCUCUGUGAAGCCAGCUCAUUUUGGGGUGAAGAUCGGCACCAAAUCUUUACUAGGCAUCUUGAAACUUAUCACCGUGGGUGUGUUUAUUGGGCUCUUGGGUAAAUUUUCUUUUGGAAGGUGGCUGCUUCUAAAAUUUCCUUCAGUUUUCAGCCUCGGAGGGUUCAGGAAGAAUGGACCCACUGAAGCUGAGGUUAGUAGUGCAAGCUUUAAAAUGUGGUUUGUUGGUCACGGCUUCAGCGACAGCAAUACUGCAUCCCUGGGAAACAAGAAACCUGACACUGAAAUUAUCACCAGAGUAAUGGGACCAGAGAUUGGUUAUAUAACCACACCAAUUGUUUUAGUUCAGUGUGCUCUUAUUACUCUAAAAGAGCGAGGAAACUUGCCCAAAGGAGGCGUGCUUUCCCCUGGAAUUGUGUUUGGACCAACUGAUCUCCAAGAACGGCUUCAACAGAAUGGAAUAUCAUUUGAUGUGAUAUCCAAACGCUCAUUGAUGUGAUGUCAAAACUUGCCUGAAAGAGGCAUGCUUUCCCCUGGAAUUGUGUUUGGACCGACUGAUAUCCAAGAACGGCUUCAACAGAAUGGAAUAUUGUUUGAUGUGAUGUCUAAACACGCUUUGUCUUCCUAAUUGGUAACCGUUUUCCUUCCCUUUUCACUUUCCUAUUUGAUUUGUAGGUUCCACAUCCUUUCUUUAUACAAUGUUAUGUGAAAGCAGAUGGCUUAUCAUCGAAGACACUGAAUUACUGAACUUGUUACUGUUGCACUUACUUUUUGUGUGGAUAUAAUGCAGUAGUUUGCAAAGCUUCAAA